AGCCUAGAGCCUACAACAGUGACUCCAACUAGGGCUGUGGUGGCUGUACACCCUCGAGGCGCAGGAGGGCACUCUUCACUCUGUUUGUGGUUUGUCUGCGCAUGUGUGACAGUCGGCCAUGGCGGCGAUGUAUGUUUGUCCAUGAGGCGGGAAGGGAGACCUAUUAUUUCGGAUUAACACGAGCAACACCAAAGUGAACGAUUAUGGCUGGAGUAUUCGACAUAGAUUUGGACCAGCCGGAGGAAAAUGUUUCCGACGAGGAGCUGGAGGAGACGCAGAUCACUGACUUCAUGGAUCAAUGCAGUGGAUUUGAGUUUAACAUGGAUGAUUGUGAGAAGAUUGAAAUAUCUGAGGACAGUGUGAACCAGGGCUCGGAAAACAUCAAGCCUGAGUGUUUCGAGCUUCUGCGUGUGUUGGGCAAAGGAGGGUAUGGUAAGGUUUUCCAAGUACGAAAAGUAGCCGGAGCAGCAUCAGGAAAAAUAUUUGCCAUGAAGGUUUUAAAGAAGGCCAUGAUUGUGCGCAACGCUAAAGACACUGCCCACACCAAGGCGGAGAGGAACAUCCUAGAGGAGGUGAAGCACCCCUUCAUCGUGGACCUGAUUUACGCCUUCCAGACGGGGGGCAAGCUCUACCUGAUCCUGGAGUACCUGAGCGGUGGCGAGCUCUUCAUGCAGCUGGAGAGGGAGGGCAUCUUCAUGGAGGACACAGCCUGCUUUUAUUUGGCAGAAAUCUCCAUGGCUCUCGGCCACCUGCACCAGAAGGGCAUCAUCUAUCGAGACCUCAAGCCAGAGAACAUCAUGCUUAACAACCAUGGCCAUGUGAAGCUAACAGACUUUGGUCUGUGUAAAGAGUCUAUCCAUGAUGGGACGGUCACGCACACCUUCUGUGGUACCAUAGAAUACAUGGCCCCAGAGAUCCUGAUGAGAAGUGGUCACAACAGGGCUGUGGAUUGGUGGAGCCUUGGUGCUCUCAUGUACGACAUGCUGACGGGAGCACCACCAUUCACGGGAGAAAACCGUAAGAAAACCAUUGACAAAAUCCUGAAGUGCAAGCUAAACCUGCCACCCUACCUCACCCAAGAAGCCAGGGACCUCCUCAAAAAGUUGUUGAAAAGAAGUGCCUCCUCUCGUCUCGGAGCUAACGCUGGUGAUGCUGGAGAGGUGCAGGCACACCCCUUCUUCAGACACAUCAACUGGGAGGAUCUGCUGGCCAGGAAGGUGGAGCCGCCCUUCAAGCCCUUCUUGCAAUCGGCUGAAGACGUGAGCCAGUUCGACUCCAAGUUCACCAGCCAGACACCUGUGGACAGCCCCGACGACUCCACCCUCAGCGAGAGCGCCAACCAAGUCUUCCUGGGUUUUACGUAUGUAGCUCCAUCUGUGCUGGAGAAUGUAAAGGAGAAGUUCUCAUUUGAGCCAAAAAUACGCUCCCCCCGACGCUUCCUAGGAAGCCCAAGAACACCCAUCAGCCCAGUGAGGUUUGCUGGGGACUGCUGGCACGCGGGGCCCCCCCUGCCCGUGGGUGCGUCCCUGGCGCGGGAGCAGGCCAUGGAGGAGUCCAGCCUGGAGCAGAUGGACGUGACUGCUAGCAGCGAGGCCUCGGCACCCCUGCCCAUCCGCCCCCCCGCUGGCGCCCCCAUGGGCCAGUUCAAGCAGCAGGCGUACCCAGUCAUGGCCAAGCGGCCCGAGCACCUGCGCAUGAACCUAUGACCCACAGCACCUCCUCUGGGCCGGGGGUGUCUCUGCGUCUGAUUGGAUGCCAGGGAGAAGGGUGAGGGGCAAAAAGUACCAGCUCCACCCUGCCUGCUUUUGGGUGUCAUCUCGUGUGUGUGUGUGUGUGUGUGUGUGUGUGUGUGUGUGUGUGUGUGUGUGUGUGUGUGUGUGUUUUAUGUAUGUAUGUAUGUAUGUAUGUAUGUAUAUAUCUAUGUAUGUAUGUAUGUAUGUUUGUGUGUGUGUAUGUGUGUCUAUGUCAAUGCAGUCUGAGUGAGUGUGAAUGUUGAUGUAUCUCGACAUUGUGUGUGUGUGUGUGUGUGUGUUUUGUGUGUCCCCUGCCUUCAGGUCACGUUCUGCUGCCUCUGUGCAGUGUGCGUAUCAGCAUUGGGGCUGGAGACUUUGUGUGUGGAAAUACAAAGAGACUUUUGAACUCAAGUAUACCAUCAAAGAAGAGGAUGGGGUGGAAUCACAAAUGACUUUCUUUGCACUGUUUUCUAUGUGCAAACUAAUGACCUGGUGCUCAAUGCAGGAUGAUCAAGUGCUGUCGAGGAGUUGCUGCCGUGGGAUGAUCUGGAUUUUCACGGUGUUGCUUGGGAUGCAAUAUAGCUUUCCUAGUCAGUAUGAAUUGUGUAAAUCAUUGUGAUUUAAAAAACAAGGAGGAAGAGAGACUUAAUUUGCAUUAAGCGGAGGUUCGUUGUAUGGUUAACGUCUUAAAAAUUUGACUAAACGAAUUCUUACUACACAGCUCAAAGGAAUGAUGGAUCUACACACAAGAACCUCAAUAAAGCAAAUAUGUUUACUUUUUAA
Molecule: messenger RNA, 2516 nt
Organism: Alosa alosa (allis shad)
Lineage: Eukaryota; Metazoa; Chordata; Actinopteri; Clupeiformes; Clupeidae
Product: ribosomal protein S6 kinase beta-1-like
Biological process (GO): protein phosphorylation; signal transduction
Molecular function (GO): ATP binding; protein serine/threonine kinase activity
Source: RefSeq, a predicted model, not a curated record